ACAGAUUAACUAUGAUGAAAGAUAUAGUAAUAGAGGAGGAAAUGGAAAACAAACCAUUAGUUGGAUUGGAGAGCCAUAGACGGCUAGCAGUAAAGGCAAAGGAUGGAUUGACUAAAGACAUGAUUCAUUUCUGGAUGAAAGGAGAUAUCAAGAAGGCAAGGAAAGAUAAUCUGAUAGAAGACCAUAAUUUGAAGGACAAAUAUCUCGAAGACAGAAGUGCUAUUUUAACUUCUUUCCUUGCUCAAAAGGCAGUAGUCGUUUUAUCGCGUCCCAUGAAAUGGCUCGGCUCUCAUGCCGACUCUCUUCUCAACCUUACUUCAGCCAAUCAUGGAUUUUCCACCCUAUUGAUUAAUUAUGCCAUAGGUAAGUUGAAGAAACCGAAGAAGGAAGAACAAGUGUCUGUGAUUGGGCAUUUAGACAGCAGAUUUGAAUUAGAUAGAAACAUAAAGCUAGAUGAACCUAAGUAUUUUCCAGCCUUAUGUGCUAUGGCUUCAAAGAUAGCUUACGAGAGCCCCGACUUCAUUCAGAAUGUCGUUGAAAACAGUUGGAAGAUGAAAAUGGUGGGAGUUGGAGCUCAAGCCUUUUGGAAUGAUUAUCAUGGGAAGAACACAACUCAUGCAUUCAUGAUGGAAGAUAGAGACCGAGUGAUCGUGGCCUUUAGAGGCACACAAGUUUUCGAUCCAGACACGUGGGAGAUGGACGUGGACAUCUCCUGGUUCAAAUUCAAAGGGGCGGGCAUAACCCACAUGGGUUUCAUGAGAGCUCUCGGCUUAGUAGAGACGGAAGAUGGUAUCAAAGGAUGGCCUACGACACUUCAAGAUGAGACAAAUCCAAGAGCUUACUAUGCCAUUAGGGAUUCGCUUAAAAUCCUUCUAGUCAACAACAACAAGAAGUUCAUAGUCACCGGCCACAGCCUAGGCGGGGCAUUGGCAGUACUUUUUACAGCUGUAUUGGGUUUCCACGCUGAAAAUGAGUUGUUGGAUAGGCUAGAGUCCGUUUAUACAUUUGGCCAGCCCAGGGUGGGUAAUGAAAAGUUCGGAAUGUUCAUGGAGAAGAUAACUAUGAGAGACGAUCAGACAAGUAAGUAUAUCAGGUUCGUUUAUGGGUCUGAUAUUGUGCCAAGGCUGCCGCCAUGGGGUUAUAGUUACAAGCAUUUUGGGACAUGCGUAUACUUCAACAGCUUCUAUGAAGCCCAUAUUAUAAAAGGGGAAAUUGAAGAAGAUUAUUUCUCUAUAAGGUCAAGAUUCAUCGGGAGAGGAAUUGCGGGGUGGGAGAUGGUUAGAAGCAUUCUCAGGUUUAAUGUAAUGAAUGGAAGAGACAAUAACAAAGAAAGCAUACUUAUGACAUUGAUAAGAGCAAGCUUUCCAGAGGCAGCUGCUCAUGCUCCUUCUGAUUAUGUCAAUGCCACCAGGCUUGCUUCUAAUUUGAUCUUCACAAUAAAAUUCGGUUUAUAUGGUUUAGGAAAUAACCCAGGGUUCAAGAACAUAGCAAAUUAAAGAAAUCUCCAACAUAAGAAGUACUUCAGUUUAACUUCGGGUAAAUUUAUAUUGAAUUCAGUGCCUAGAACGACUCCUACCCCUGCACAACACACACACACACAAAAACUGCUAAUUGUUAAAAUCCGAGAUGGGAUCUGAAAGCUGCACAAAACAACCAUAAGUAGGACUGAACCAACAUCACCUUGGAGAAUGAGAGGGUGACUUUGAAUGAGAACGAGAUCUGGAUCUAGACCUAGAACGUGAUCGUCCACGAGAUAUACGACUUCUACUUGGAGGAGGACUCCUGCUUCUUCCAUAUCUGUGAACAAUUGGACAAGUAGAAUAUGAAAUUUACAUGUUACCACCAUAUUACUUACCAAACAUCUUAAACUAAUUAUUGUGAAAGGAUAAGAUUGUAUUAUUGUUUAGGGUAAUUGUGUGAUAUGUUUCUAAAGACUGGGUUGUUUC
Impatiens glandulifera is the source of this 1946-nucleotide messenger RNA. Its product is annotated as triacylglycerol lipase OBL1-like. The coding region runs from base 12 to 1496 and encodes 494 amino acids. Gene Ontology annotation, molecular function: triacylglycerol lipase activity. Lineage: Eukaryota; Viridiplantae; Streptophyta; Magnoliopsida; Ericales; Balsaminaceae. The transcript is spliced from 4 exons. The record is from RefSeq and is a predicted model, not a curated record. Gene Ontology annotation, biological process: lipid metabolic process.